Annulohypoxylon maeteangense is the source of this 741-nucleotide messenger RNA. RefSeq lists its product as uncharacterized. Gene Ontology annotation, molecular function: protein C-terminal S-isoprenylcysteine carboxyl O-methyltransferase activity. The transcript has 2 exons. Gene Ontology annotation, cellular component: membrane; endoplasmic reticulum. The record is from RefSeq and is a predicted model, not a curated record. The coding region runs from base 1 to 741 and encodes 246 amino acids. Gene Ontology annotation, biological process: C-terminal protein methylation. Lineage: Eukaryota; Fungi; Ascomycota; Sordariomycetes; Xylariales; Hypoxylaceae.
AUGACCUUCCCUCUUUCUCUUUCUCUUUCUCUUUCUCCGUCUCAGGGUUCCCUGGCGGCAACGAUAUUAGUGUCCACGCUCGCAAGCUAUGCUGGGCUCUCGCCUCCCAACAUCAGCACGAAGCCCGCGCCGCCAACGGGUGACAUGAUGCGUAUGCUAAACAUAACUAGCAAACGCACGGCUCGGCUCGGGAUGGCCCCGCUGGGCUUUCUGGCGCUGCACACCUCUUCCCUAGUACUUUUCUAUCCAAACAUCCCACCGCUCUUUCUCCGCUACGGCGCGGCGAAUGGUCUUAACCCAGAACUUGUGACGUGGUCUGCGGCAACGUCUAUCCCUUUGGCCCUGAUCCUAUGUGCCGGGGUUCCGCUACGGUUGGGCGCGUACUCUUCGCUGGGUAAGAACUUCACGUUCGACCUCGCGGAGCCUGAUGGCCUGAAGACUGAUGGCAUCUACCGUUACGUGCAGCAUCCCAGCUACACUGGCAUCAUGAUUAUCCUCGUGUCUAAUGUAAGGCUCCUAGGCAGGGUGGACGGCGCACUCAGCUGCUGGAUCCCGCCGGAAUGGUAUAGCACUCUGCGAACUCUUGGGUGGGCGCUUCUUCUUCCUACCUGGCUGUCGUUAACCAUAUUCGGAUUGUGGACGCGGGUUAAGGAGGAGGAAAGUAUGCUGAAGACAAAAUUCGGCGCGGACUGGGAAAGGUGGCACGCUAGAACGGCACGGUUCGUACCAGGAGUCUUCUGA